CUUUUUUUUGUUAAGGGAGGCACUUCCUCAAAAAGUUAGUACAUAAAGCAGAUGUGUGCCUAACAGUUUCAAACCGCGUUCAAAACUUUGCCUGCUACAGAAGCGACUUGAAGACUUCCCGAGCUCGCUUCACGGCAGUAUGUUUAAGUCUGGGUUAGUGUUGUUCCUGAUGAUGGCCUCUGCAGUAAGCCAUUUUCUGGAUUCCUCUUCUCUCGACGCUUCAUGGGAAAAUUGGAAAACUAGUAACAGGAAGGAAUACAAUGGGCUGGGUGAGGAGGCUAUUCGCAGGGCUAUCUGGGAGAAGAACAUGAGGUUGAUUGAGAGCCAUAAUCAAGAGUAUGAACUGGGCCUACACACCUAUGAACUAGGCAUGAACCACCUUGGAGACAUGACAACAGAGGAAGUAGCUGACAAGUUGCUAGGUCUCCAGGUUCCUAUGGACAUUGAUCCUAUGAAUACUUACUCUCCUGACCUACUGGAUAAACUGCCCAAAUCUAUUGAUUACCGCAAACUUGGUUAUGUUACACCUGUAAGAAACCAGGGCUCAUGUGGCUCCUGCUGGGCCUUCAGCUCAGUUGGUGCCUUAGAAGGUCAGCUAAAGAAGACCACAGGCAAACUGGUAAACCUCAGCCCUCAGAAUUUGGUGGACUGUGUGAAAGAGAAUGAUGGUUGUGGUGGCGGAUACAUGACAAAUGCUUUUAGCUAUGUUAGAGACAACGGAGGUAUUGAUUCUGAGGAGGCUUAUCCCUACGUGGGACAGGACCAACAGUGUGCAUAUAAUAAAUCUGGGAAAGCUGCAGAAUGCAGAGGAUUUAAAGAAGUGAAGAAAGGCAGCGAGAAUGCACUAGCAUCUGCUGUUGCCAAAGUUGGCCCAGUUUCCGUUGGCAUUGAUGCCAUGCAGUCAACAUUCCAGUUUUACAAGAGUGGUGUGUAUUACGACCCCAAUUGUGAUAAGGAAAACAUCAACCAUGCUGUGUUGGCAGUGGGUUAUGGUGCCACACCGAAAGGCAAAAAGUACUGGAUUGUCAAAAACAGUUGGGGUGAGGAGUGGGGAAAGAAAGGUUAUGUUCUGAUGGCCCGUAACCGCAAUAAUGCCUGUGGAAUUGCCAACCUUGCCAGUUUCCCUCUUAUGUAAAAUUAUAAGCAUGUUUCCCUAACCACAAAAAUCAACAACUGACACUAAACAAACACAUAGGGGGCUGAGCCAUAUUUCUUAACUUAUCAGAUCCCUUGCUGCUUCUCAGUACAUAGGAAAAUAUUGUUGUAAUAGUAUUUUUUAAAUUUCAUGAUUCAUUUUUAAAUUCUGUUUACAGAGACUUGGAAUGUUUGUGAACAGUUUAAUUUUAUAUGCUUUAUGAAAUAUGUAGCCAGGUAAACCUAAAAGUGAAUAUUUAAAUUCCUCUGGUAAGGAUUUGAUUUGGAAUAAAUUGUAUUGGUAUAAUAAAGGAAAUUUUUUUGACGAAAUAAAAUGAAGUGUCUGAAAACA
Molecule: messenger RNA, 1486 nt
Organism: Clarias gariepinus (North African catfish)
Lineage: Eukaryota; Metazoa; Chordata; Actinopteri; Siluriformes; Clariidae
Product: cathepsin K-like
Exons: 8
Coding region: 140-1135 (331 amino acids)
Biological process (GO): immune response
Cellular component (GO): lysosome
Molecular function (GO): cysteine-type endopeptidase activity
Source: RefSeq, a predicted model, not a curated record